CUUUGCUUCUCCAUUGUGACCCAAAUCUAGUAUGCCUGACGUAAAUUAUUGCUCGAAGCACGUUGCGCGCGGAUUAUAUCCUUUUUUUUUCCGCUACUCUUUAUGACCAAGCAGUAGCUACAUAUAUCAAGAACAAUCACUAUCGAAAGACCAUAUGCAUUUGAGCUAGUCAUGGCGGAUUACAUUCGAUCAAAGCCAGUCCCCAUCACAACGGGUAUCGUCGCUAUUGUAUGCCUCAUCCUAUGGUUAUCUGCUAGGGACAAACAAUGGCCAAAUCUGCAACCACAAGCCACAAGACUACGUAGCCCUGCCAUUCGCAGAUCAUUAACUUUCAGAAUUUCCAACAUACCGCUGGAAGUGACCAGAGACAAACUUGAAGAUAUCUUGACCAAGCUACCUAAGACAACCGAAACUGGUCAUGGUCAAUCCAAUUUGCUUCGCUUCUCAUAUUCGCCCGCUGCAGGCUCCAUGCUUGCUAAACGUUUUGCCGUAGCCACUGUUACUUUUGCAGAAGCCCCCGAUUUGGGCGAGCUGGAGAAAUUCCUCAAAAAGACGAUCGGAGAUCGUGAUACUGGAGUGAUCGUCGACUUGGACUUUUUUGGUCUAACACCAUUAGCUGACCCUUUGCAAAAUACUUUUGUGGACAUUAUCGCAGUGACUGGACUCUCUGGUCAUGCAUUUGGCUCUUGGCAACCCAAAAGUAAACCCGACAUGUGGCUGCGAGAUUUCCUGCCAGGAUCUAUUCCGAAUGCAAGAGUAUUGACAUAUGGAUAUGACACCAAAUUACCUGGAAGCCGAUCUAAAAGUUCCAUCCUUCAACUCUCCAGAAAGUUACUUGAGUCUAUCAAGACAACCCGGGAUGAAAGUACAAAACAUCGACCACUUAUUCUUAUUGGACAUAGUCUUGGUGGCCUUGUCGUGAAACAAGCCCUGGUACAAGCGUCUGAAGGCAGCGAAGACGAUCUAGCUGUUUUUAGAUCUUGCUAUGCCGUUAUGUUUUUUGCUGUUCCUAACAGAGGUCUUGACAACCUAAACUUGAUGUCUAUGGUCAAAGGGCAGCCUAAUGAAGACUUGGUGAGGAAUCUUGGUGUUGAAUCUCCAUUUCUAAACCAUCUUCAUGAGAGUUUCCACAGGCGUUUCACACUCAAUUCAGAGAUUAUAUGUGUGUUCGAAACUAAAACAACCCCCACAAUUGAGUGGAACUCGGAGACCAAGUCAUGGGAACGAACAGGGCCCGAAGUCAUGAUGGUUCCACAGAAUUCGGCUAUUUAUGCCGGCCCAAACGAGAAACCUUACGAUCAGCUUCCAAUAGAAGCAGAUCAUUCCGAAAUCGUCAAGUUCAGUAACGCAUCGAAUUCUGAUUAUAUCAUCAUUCAAUCGAGAAUAGAGAAAUGGGUUCAGAAGGCGCCGGCUGUCAUUCGAGACCGUUUUAGGAGAAUAAGAACGACAUUCUCGGAUCUGGAAGCCCAGUACAUUGGGGCACUCGGGGCUCCCGAUUAUACAGCAUUCAGAAACCACAAAAUUGAUAAUCCAACAUCUGGCACGCUUGGCUGGUUUUUGGAACUUCAGCUGUUCUCCUCGUGGUCCAAAGCUCAAGAAUCAUCGGUCCUUUGGGUCAAUGGAUCGCCAGGCCAAGGAAAAACAAUUGUUGCAAAAUUCCUCCUGGCCAACUUGGAAAAUUUGCAACAUAGUUUCAACCAUCGCACGACAGUUAUUUAUUUCUUCUUCUAUGGCCAAGAUGACAUUUACCGAACUGUGAGUGCCGCUGUAAGAUCACUCAUUAAGCAGUUACUGUCAACACAAGGAGCAUUUGAUGUCAUCUCUGAUAAACUCAAUAUCAAAGCCUCUACUAUAAGCGACGAAUCAGCGUGGGACAUACUAGGAGAACUGCUUCGAUCUCCGGUAUUCGGUACCGUAUACUGCGUUAUUGAUGCACUAGAUGAAUGCCAUGGUGAUGAAUCUAGACAAAAAUUACUGGAUUUUAUCAAGAACGUGAUUCAAAGUCCACUGGCAAAAAGCAAAGAAAAAUAUCCAGUUCUCAAAGCCUUCCUGACAGGCCGUCCGACAAAAGAUUUAAAUCGGGCCCUAAGACAAUUCCCAUCUAUUGUUCUGAAAGCUAGCUCUGAUGAUCUCAAGACAUUUAUCCAAAGCAGGAUUCAGGAGCUCGAUCUGGGGGAACAACACGAGGGUGAAGUGAUGAGUUUGUUGAGCAGCCGUGUGGAGCAAACAUUCUUGUGGAUAUCAAUCGUUCUAAGGAAGCUGAAGACAGCUUCAAAUUUGCUGUCCCGGGCAGACAUGAAAAAAAUGAUCAACAAUACUCCUUCUCGUCUGACGGAUCUUUACGAAAGCAUUCUCAUUCCAAUUAUACAAAGCCGAGAUAUAGCAGCGCAGAAGCUCUUAAUUUGGACCGUCUUCAGUCGGCGAGCGUUGACUUUGGAUGAGCUUGAAGAGUCUCUUGCAAUUCAAGAGACAUCGAAAAAUCAGGAAUCUAUUGAAGAAUACCGGGUAUGGCUUACAGAGAAAUCAGUUACCAGUGCCGUUGGAGCUUUUCUGGAAGUCGCUGAUGGAAAAGUCUACCUAAUACAUCAGUCAGCCAAAGAUUUCCUCCUCAAGAGCAAACUGCUAGCCGAGGCUGAGUUUUGCAGAGGCCUGCAUCCAAACUUGUACCUGGCAAAGAUCUGUAUGACAUAUUUGUGUUUUGCAGAUUUUGCGGAAACGGGACCUUGCGGAGAUUCUACGUUGCUGGAAAAAAGAUAUCGGCAAUACCCCUUUUUCCAUUAUGCUGCGCGCAACUGGCAUCGGCAUAUUAGCACGGACGAUGAUAUCAAUAUUUUCGCCGGGAUUAUUCACCGGUUGACUGAGAUAGGUUCUUUGGGCCUCUUAGCCUGGGGCGAAGCAGCCGGAAUCAUGGCACUCGAUAAAGUAGAGGAUAGAUAUGACAUUGCAACAAAAGCCAACAUUCCAUGGUUAACAGAUUUCCACUGGGAAGAUCAUAUAAUUACUGAGGAGAUGAUUCAGAGAACAGUAAGGAGUGGCAUUGGAGGUUACGAUUCUUUGAAGCAGUUCACCAAAAAAUCCGAUGUUCGUAUUACUGAAGAAGCUUUCUGUGCGGCUGUUCAAUGCUUUGACCAUGAGAUGAUUCGCCUACUGAUACAUACAUGUACUGGUGCCAACAUCACUCAAGCGAUCAUAGAGGCAGCGGCAACCAACAAGAAGUAUGGCAGGUUCGUGAUUGACUUGCUGCUAGAAUCUCGGUGCAACUUUAAGAUUACCUCAAAGUUGGUGAAACUAGCAGCAGACAACCAUGAGAGUGGUGAAGAUGUCAUGGAAAUAAUUUUACGCAAGGUCAACACAGAUAUCUCAGAGGAGGCAAUGGUAGCAAUAACGGCUGGAUUCGGUACCGAAACUAUGAAUCUCGUGCUGAACACCAGAGACGAUGUCAAAAUUACAAGCGACAUACUGUCCGCCGCGAUGAAAAAAGGAAAAAAACAUGACAGGAAAGAAAUGGUUGACUUCUUGCUGGAACACGCUGGUCAAGAUACCCCAAUCAUGGAUGAAGUCAUUAUGUUAAUUGCCCACGAUUGUUUCAGAGAUACCAUGGUGCUUCUCCUAAACCGAUGGGGAGACAACAUCGUCGUAACGGACCGAAUUUUCGAAAUAUUUAUAACAUAUUUUGAUGAUGAAAUAAUAGCGCUGCUCCUUGAUCGACAAGGAGACCAGAUCACCAUCACAAAAGGUUUUGUCAAGACUGCAGCCCUCCAUUAUGACAGGAGAGUGAUGCAAAUACUUCUCGACAAGAAAGGCGAUCAGAUCAACGUCACAGAAGAAAUUGUUAACAUGGCUACCAAAAAUCGAAACGCAGAUUUUCUAGCAUUGCUGCUGGACCGAAGAGGAGAGCAGGUAAAAAUUACAGAAGAAGUCGUCAAAACUGCAGCACUAAAUCCAAACCCCGAUGUGAUGGCAUUGCUGCUGGACCGAAGAGGAGAGCAGGUAAAAAUUACAGAAGAAAUUGUUAACAUGGCUGCCAAAAAUCGAAACGCAGAUCUGCUAGCAUUGCUGCUGGACCGAAGAGGAGAGCAGGUAAAAAUUACAGAAGAAGUCGUUAAAACUGCAGCACUAAAUCCAAACCCCGAUGUGAUGGCAUUACUUCUUGACCGAAGAGGAGAGCAGAUUAACAUUACAGAAGAAGUCGUCAAAAAUGCAACAGAAAAUCGGUACCACGAAGUGAUGGCAUUACUUCUUGAUAGAAGGGCCCACGAGAUCACUAUUACAGAAAAUAUUACAAAGAUUGCGGUGGAGAACACCAUCGGGGGUGAAAAAAUGAUACGAUUACUCCUUGACAAACGGAGAGACCAAAUUGUCAUUACAGAAGAAAUUAUAAAAGCAGCGGCAGGAAACUACUCUAUGGCUGAGGAAGUACUUAAAGUAAUCCUUGACAAGACAAGAGGUCAGGCUAUUAUUACAGAGGAUUGCAGAAAGAUUGCAGAAAGAGAAUUAAGCAAGGCUCGUCAGUUGGGCCAGCCUUUCAACGUGUUUACCAGAGAAUCGCAUUAUGAUUACAUGUAUGCAUAAAUACUCGGGCACAAUUGUUCGAGGUGAUGCUCUUCAUCCUGAACUCGCGUGGAAAGACAGAUAGGUAUAUGGGAAGGGGAAGAAGAUAGGCCCAUUAUAUGACAACUUUAGUCGCAGACAUUGGAAAUAUACUCAACAUCCUAGCUCGUUGAUUCAUCAGUCAACAGCCCCAAAAGUCUCUCCCAUCAGUUCAAUAACAGCUCCAC
Molecule: messenger RNA, 4778 nt
Organism: Trichoderma harzianum CBS 226.95
Lineage: Eukaryota; Fungi; Ascomycota; Sordariomycetes; Hypocreales; Hypocreaceae
Exons: 7
Coding region: 172-4572 (1466 amino acids)
Source: RefSeq, a predicted model, not a curated record